UAAUAGACUUUGACUUGUUCAUUUCAUUUUGGCGAUGGCGUGAUGCUGGCUCGUCGUUAUGUUCCGGCUGCAUACGCUAGGUAUGGUAGAAGUAGAACGAAAAGACAAAGGCGGACAUCAACCUGUCGAACGCGGUGAGGACGAAUAGGCGAGCUCAUCUGCAUGUCUUGGCUGCAUUGCAUGCAUGUACAACAUGUUAUCGUUCGCUAAACCAUGGAACCCGAGGAAUAGGUGCAGAUGCUAUUCACUCCAAGUAUAAUCUCCAUUUCUUUCUCCCUGUCGAACCCGGAUGCUAAUCGCUAUCCCUCUACCGAGCAUGUGUACAAGCCUCUCAGACACUCCGGGCUGUGCGUCGUUAUACGGAGAAUUUCUGUAUUGAAUGUCUCUGUCGGAAGCCGAUCCCAGGCCUCUGCAGUGUUACCAACGGCCCCCUCCUUGCAUCCCUAUUCGACUCACGGUGAGGCUGGAAUGAGGUGUCUUCCUUUCGAAGACACUGUGCUCAAAGCAACGAAGGUACCUAGGUUCUCCAUCAAGCGACCGGACAAUCAUUAUCCGAGAGUUCGACAUGAUUGACCAGGCAUCCUCUCAAGCAAGACCAAACGGGCUUCGUGGCCCUCCUGAGAUUUUCGACGUUGGCCCCGGAUUAAAGUAAAAGCGCACC
This is a messenger RNA of Trematosphaeria pertusa, 661 nucleotides long. RefSeq lists its product as uncharacterized. The record is from RefSeq and is a predicted model, not a curated record. The transcript has a single exon. Bases 238 to 573 code for a protein of 111 amino acids. Lineage: Eukaryota; Fungi; Ascomycota; Dothideomycetes; Pleosporales; Trematosphaeriaceae.